AUGACGUUUCACUCAAGGAGUCUGCUGGUUGGUCGUGAGAAGGAGCAACAGGUUUUGCUUUCAUUAUUAUCUCAGGCAAACCCUUUAUCUACAUGCUUUGUUAUUACUGGCCCUCCAGGUUGUGGAAAGUCAGUUUUGGUUUCCUCAACAUUCAAACUUUUGGAAGAAUCUUGCGGAAUGUUAUGGGUGGUAAUCAGCUGCCUGGAGAGUUUCGUGGGGACUCAAGGAACAGUUGGAGCUACUUCAUCAAGAUACUUUCUUGAAUUGAUUUUGCAAUCGAUCAAAUGCCGAUACCUACCCGAAGUCAAUUUAUGUAUUAGUUGUGAAGAUACUUCCAGCUUCAUAGAUAACCUAUGCCAAAUUUUGCUAGCUAUCAAAGAUAGAAAUGUGCAUGACCGAAUCUGUAUGGGGUUGAUUUUCGAACAGGCUGAAAAACUGUGCGAUGGGGAAUCAUUAGUGCUUCCUUUAAUUGUCAAUCUUGGAGCUGCUGUCAAUGAAAAGCUUAAUCAAUUGGAUAGUCCUCAUACACCAGUAUUGUUCACCGUCCUGUUAACUAGGUUACCGUGGGAAAAGUUUAAUUUUGGAACAUUCAGUUUUGAACCUUAUGUUAUCUCUGUUGAAAGUUAUUCUCGUGACCAAUUGGCAAGAUUACUUACAUCUUUUUUGCCGGACGGUGCAUCUGAAUCUCGUUUCAACAGGUUUGUUGAUUUAUUGUUAACAGUUUGCUUCCCUGUUUGUCGUAACGCUGGUGAACUCAUUCAUUUAGUGAAUGUUAAUUGGAGUGCUUUUGAUGAACCUGUCAAUAAAGGCUUAGUUGCACCAGAUGAUGAAUGGAGUCAGUGGAAGUUGGCUCAACCAUAUUUGAAAAAGUCUUUGUCUACUCUGUAUUUACGUCAUCAUGCGGAUUCAAAUUUUGAUUCUGUAUCUUCAAGAAAUUCUUCAAGACAAAAAUUUUUGGAGUUACCUUAUUUAACUAGAUUUUUACUUAUUGCUGCAUUUAUUGCUUCACAUAAUCCUCGAUCAUCAGACAAAAGACUUUUAACAAAGAACUCCGGACGAUUAAGUAUUCGUAAGAAGAAACAGGAAAAGGAAGUAUGCAAGGCACAAAUGGAGUUUACUGGACCUAGAGUUUUCACCCUAGAUCGCUUGUUGGCUAUAUUCUACGUCCUUGUACAAAACGAAUCAUCAAAAGUUCCGUGCACAAGUAUUUUAAUGAGUCAAAUUGCCUGUUUAACAGUAUGUGGUCUUAUAUCUCCAAGUUCACAGGCUUUAUCGGUUGGGAAUUCAUUUACUACUGGAUUGAGUACUACAACCAGUUCUAUUAGUGCUAUUUCUGAUUUAGACCCUUUGGCUAAUCCUAAAUAUCGUUGUUUGAUAAGUCUUGAAAUCGCUAAAGGCAUAGCACAAUCAGUUGACUUUGAUUUGUUAGCUCAUCUUGCUGAAAACUAUAACUCAUGA
Messenger RNA from Schistosoma turkestanicum, 1458 nucleotides. The record is from the annotation of a GenBank genome assembly. Lineage: Eukaryota; Metazoa; Platyhelminthes; Trematoda; Strigeidida; Schistosomatidae.